CUACUCAUAAUUAGAUAUUUAUAUGGUACGUACUUCAUCGUCUCUCCCCUAAUAAAAAUUAAAAAGGAUUGCAAUUUAACAUCUGAAAGUUUGGAACAGAGAAAAUCCGAUGAAGCAGAAAUUGAGUUAUUGCGAGAAGAAUAUCAUCAAAGGGUUUCGACCCUUGAAAGGAAGGUUUAUUCCCUUACUAAGGAAAGGGAUACUCUUCGAAAAGAGCAUAACAAAAAAAGUGACGCUGCUGCUCUGUUAAAGGAAAAAAAUGAAAUAAUUAAACAAGUAAUGGCUGAAGGUGAAGAGCUUUCAAAGAAGCAGGCUACUCAAGAAGCUCUUAUCAGGAAAUUAAGGGCUCAGAUUAGAGAGAUCGAAGAGGAGAAGAAAGGUUUGACUACAAAGCUUCAGGCUGAAGAGAAAGGGUAGAGAGCAUCAAGAAGGACAAGACAGCUACAGAGAAGUUGCUGCAGGAAACAAUUGAAAAACACCAAGUUGAACUUGCAGCUCAGAAGGACUUCUAUACAAAUGCU
Molecule: messenger RNA, 521 nt
Organism: Hibiscus syriacus
Lineage: Eukaryota; Viridiplantae; Streptophyta; Magnoliopsida; Malvales; Malvaceae
Product: golgin candidate 5-like
Exons: 5
Source: RefSeq, a predicted model, not a curated record